AUGCAUCAUGCAGGUUUACUGGAGUGCAGGAGGGAGUUGGCCGCCCUCAUUACAUACAAGACUGAAUUUGAAUUAGACUGCCGCCAUCAAAUGGGGCACAAAAAGGCAAUGCUAUUCGUUCAUGCCACCAUCAUCACGGUAGACCCGGAACGGACAAUAUGGCUGGACGGAGCAAUAUUGGUAGAGGGCGGACGCAUCGCUGCCAUUGAAAAGACAAGCCAAAUUCUGCAACAUCAUGAGCGGAGUGGUGAAACCGACAUUGUCGAUUGCAAGGGCAAAAUCAUCAUCCCAGGCCUCAUCAACACGCACGCCCAUCUCGGCCAGUCGCUCUUACGAGGAUUAGCUGAAGACCUCCCGCUACAUUCAUGGCUGUGCGACGCCAUUUGGCCCCUGGAAGCCAACUAUCAGGGCGACGACGGCUAUAUCGCUGCUCGGGUGACUAUAGCAGAGAUGCUAAAGAGUGGAACGACAUGCUUCUUGGAGGCUCUCCUGACGCCGACCAGUGGCUUUGAAAAUGCCGUUCGAGCGGUGGAAGAGAUGGGGAUUCGAGCGUGUCUGGGGAAGCUUGUCAAGGUGCAAGAGACGACCAAGACGGAUGCAAUUGCGGAUCCUCGAGACCGGGACAUCUCCAACAUGUCGAUUGACGCUGCUCUCACUGCUCGCGAACAUUACCACGGCGCUUGUGGAGGUCGCUUACAUGUGUGGAUGGCAGCUGUCACCCCUCGCGGCUCAGCCGAGUCUGCUCAUAAGGCCAUUGGAGAUGCUUGCGCGGAACAUGGCAUGGGUCUCACCAUGCACUGCGCGGAAGCCCCAAAAGACUUAACAAUCUACCGCGAUAGCUACGAUUGUAGCCCAGUGGAGUUCUGCAAACGGACCAACCUGAUCGGGAGAAACCGCAAGACCGUGCUCGCUCACAUGGUGAAUCUGGAUCUUCCUAAGGACGUCCCUCUCCUGCGAGAGACUGGAGCCACAGUAGCACACAAUCCGAGCAGCAAUUGCAAACUUGGAUCAGGCAUUGCAGCUGUGCCAGAGCUGCUGGCUGGCGAGGUCAAUGUUGGUCUGGGCACGGAUGGAGCCCCGUGUGCAAAUACUUACGACAUGAUCCUUGAGAUGCGUAUGGCGUCUCUUAUUCAGAAAGGGUCACGACAGAAUGCCACCACUAUGACGGCUGAGCAGGUCCUCGCCAUGGCGACCAUCAAUGGCGCCAAGGCAUUGGGGCUCGAACACGAGAUCGGAAGUUUGGAGGUGGGCAAGAAAGCAGACUUCGUCGUGAUCGAUACGUCUGGCCUUCAUUGCGUACCAUUCGACUCUGAGCAGAUCCUGAACGGCGGGAUCGAUCCUGUUACUACUGUUGUAUUCUCUUGCUCUGGUGCCGACGUCGAGAAGCUGGUGAUCGACGGAGACAUGCUGAUUGAUAAUCACAGCUUUCUCCAUUGCGACGAAAUGUGGAUCAAGGCCCAAGCCCGGUACGCAAUCUCCAGAAUACGCAAGGAAGCUGGAAUUGGAAACAAGCUUGCGCGGAACUAUCGGUGA
Zasmidium cellare ATCC 36951 is the source of this 1533-nucleotide messenger RNA. RefSeq lists its product as uncharacterized. The transcript is spliced from 3 exons. Gene Ontology annotation, molecular function: hydrolase activity, acting on carbon-nitrogen (but not peptide) bonds. The record is from RefSeq and is a predicted model, not a curated record. Lineage: Eukaryota; Fungi; Ascomycota; Dothideomycetes; Mycosphaerellales; Mycosphaerellaceae. Bases 1 to 1533 code for a protein of 510 amino acids.